Messenger RNA from Scomber japonicus (chub mackerel), 1140 nucleotides. It is a transcript of the gene dnase1l1l, whose product is annotated as deoxyribonuclease I-like 1-like. The transcript is spliced from 8 exons. Gene Ontology annotation, biological process: DNA catabolic process. The record is from RefSeq and is a predicted model, not a curated record. Gene Ontology annotation, molecular function: DNA nuclease activity. Bases 1 to 900 code for a protein of 299 amino acids. NCBI's taxonomy places the organism in Eukaryota, Metazoa, Chordata, Actinopteri, Scombriformes, Scombridae. Gene Ontology annotation, cellular component: nucleus.
AUGAGGACUGCAGUUCUGCUGUUUGUUGUGGGGCUGUGUGUGUUGAACGUCACACUGUCCCUAAAAAUUUGCGCUUUCAACGUUCAGAGCUUUGGUGAAUCAAAGGCAAACAACAAGAAGGUUAUGGGGAUUCUACAAAAGAUUCUUUCUCGGUGCGACUUGUGUCUCAUUCAGGAGGUACGAGACUCUAAAGGAGAGGCAAUCCGAACCUUGGUUAAAGAUCUUAACAGGUACAUGCUUUUCUUUGACAAAUCAAACUCAUAUUCCUAUGUGGAAAGCGUGAGGCUGGGGAGGAAGACCUACAAGGAGCAAUAUGUCUACAUUUACAGAAACAAUGUGCUGAAGGUCAAAGAGCAGUAUCAGUACCCUAAACUAGAGACACAUGGGACCAAUGAAACUGAUGUUUUCUCCAGAGAGCCUUUCAUCAUUCGCUUUCACUCCCCUACAACAUUGGUGAAGGAUUUUGUCUUGAUUGGUCAGCACACCUGUCCCAAAACUGCCAUGAAGGAAAUGGAUGAACUUUACACCGUCUUCAGAGAAAUUUACAAGAAAUGGAAGACUGAUAAUGUGAUGAUAUUGGGGGACCUCAAUGCUGACUGCAACUAUGUCACCAUCAAAGGCUGGAAAGCUGUGCGCUUGAGAAGUGACCCCAAAUUUCGCUGGCUAAUUGGAGAUGAGCAAGACACUACUGUCCGUGAGAAGACACACUGUGCAUAUGACCGGAUCAUUGUGCAUGGACGUGAGAUUAUUUCCAGUAUAGUGCCAGGUUCAGCUCAACCGUUCAACUUCAAAGAGAGUUUCCAUCUCACUGAAGAGGAGGCUCUAGAGGUCAGCGACCACUUUCCUGUAGAAGUUGACCUGAAGCCCAACCACCGCUACCUCCUCCGCCAUGAACUGUAGACAACUCAGGACAAUAAAUAACACAGCAGGACUUUGAGACUUUUUGGAUACAACAGUAGUUUUAUUUAAUUUUAGCUGUUAAAAUAAAUGAACAUGCUCAACAGAUUUUUUUAUAUUGACUCUAACUCUUAAAAAGCGGAACUGCUCUCACCAAUAAAAAAACAUGGGGCUCUUAAACACAGAGGAACUGCUUUUUUUUGACUGCUGAAGUUUAUGUUGUGCGUCUGAAACCAAACCACA